Molecule: messenger RNA, 1955 nt
Organism: Pelmatolapia mariae (spotted tilapia)
Lineage: Eukaryota; Metazoa; Chordata; Actinopteri; Cichliformes; Cichlidae
Product: transmembrane protease serine 9-like
Exons: 10
Coding region: 12-1955 (647 amino acids)
Biological process (GO): proteolysis
Molecular function (GO): serine-type endopeptidase activity
Source: RefSeq, a predicted model, not a curated record
AUCUUACAGCGAUGGCUUUCUACAAAGUGAUGUGUUUGGCUGCUGGGCUGAUGCUCCUGACCCAAGAGUCUGAGUCACAGCUGGAUGUUUGUGGUCAGGCGGCUCUGAACACCAGGAUUGUAGGAGGACAGGUGGCCCCUGUUGGCAGCUGGCCCUGGCAGGUCAGUCUGCAAACAUCUGGGUCCCACUUCUGUGGAGGAUCCCUCAUUAACAGUCAGUGGGUGCUGACUGCUGCUCACUGCUUUAAUACCACCGACCCAAGCGGAGUGACUGUGACUCUGGGCCGUCAGACUCUACAGGGAUCUAAUCCCAAUGCAGUAUCUCAAAGUGUAACACAGAUCAUUCCACAUCCAAACUACAACUCUACAUCAUUUAACAACGACAUCUGCCUCCUGCAGCUCUCCUCAUCUGUGAAUUUCACCAGCUACAUUUCUCCCGUCUGCCUGGCAGCUUCAAACAGCACCUUCUACAGCGGUGUUAACAGCUGGGUCACUGGCUGGGGCAGUACUAAAGAAAAUGUGUGCCUUCCUUCACCCAACCUGAUGGAGGUGGAGGUUCCCGUGGUGGGAAACAGGCAGUGUAACUGUAACUAUAGAGUGGGAACAAUCACUGACAACAUGAUCUGUGCCGGGUUAAGUGCAGGAGGAAAGGACUCCUGUCAGGGGGAUUCAGGAGGUCCAAUGGUGAUCAAGCAGAGCGGUCGCUGGAUUCAGGUGGGAAUCGUCAGUUGUGGGAACGGUUGCGCCUUGCCGAAUCUUCCAGGAGUCUACACCAGAGUAUCCCAGUUCGAGACCUGGAUCAACAGCCAGAUCUCCUCCAACCAGCCGGGCUUCAUGACGUUCACGUCCACUGGGACCAACAGUGAUCUCAGUGUUACCUGCCCAGGACUGCCACCAGUGCCAACCACCACCACCCCUACUACUACUACAACCACAUUGCCUCCAACCACUUCCCAACCGGUAGUCUGUGGACAAGCUCUGAGGAAUUCUCGCAUCUUGGGAGGAACCUCAGUGGCGACAGCUGGCUCAUGGCCGUGGAUGGCGAGCCUACAGAAGAAUGGAAGUCACGUGUGCGGUGGGACUCUGGUGGCCUUGGACUCAGUACUGAGCAGCGCCAACUGUUUCUCAAGCUCCCCUGUAGCGUCCGAGUGGACUGUCGUGUUGGGGCGUCUGAAGCUAAAUGGAUCCAACCCCUUUGAGGUGACGCUGAAUGUGACAAAUAUCACUCUGAGCAACACGACCGGGACCAACAUAGCCAUCCUCCGUCUAUCUGCCCAGCCCACCCUGACCGACUACAUCCAGCCCAUCUGCUUGGACAACGGGCGAACCUUCGCUGAGGGCUUGGCGUGCUGGGCGGCCGGUUGGAGUCCUGGAAGAGGAGGAGCUGAGGAAGUUAUGCAGCAGUUUAACACCUCGGUGGUAAACUGUGGGAACUCAUCAUCGAGUGGGAGCAUCUGUACAGACGUGUUUGCACUGCAGCAGGGUGAAUCUGGCGGCCCGCUGAUGUGUAAGCAGGGCGGCUCUUGGUUCCAGGCGGUCGUGUUAACAGCUCCAAGCCCCUCUGCCAGGAGGAGACGAAACUCAGUCAUGACCUUCACCAGAGUGAGCUCCUUUGACGCAUUUCUGAAUGCGACACUGGGGACGCGCUUGUCUCCGGCCUCCAACAUCACCAGCAGCAUCAACACCACCAACACCAGCAGCCCCAGCACCACCAGCACCACCAGCAGCGUCAACACCAGCAGCGUCAACACCACCAGCACCACCAGCAGCCCCAACACCACCAACACCAGCAGCGUCAACAACACCAGCACCACCAACACCACCAUCAGCACCAAAACCACCAUCAACACUUCCAGAACUACGUCAAGUACCGUAUCACAAAGCAGCCGAGCAGCUCAAUCCUUGAUGCUUGUCUUUGUCCAUCUCCUCGCCUUUUGUCUCCUGCGCUUCCUGUAG